AUGGAUGGUAGCGAGUUAAUAGUUGGAUGUAAAGUGUCGGUUUCUUCCAUGCAGAAUGGCGUGGUGGUGACCAAACAGGCUGAAAUAGUGGCAAUUAGAAACACAGAGGAGACUCCAGAGUACUAUCUGCACUACAAUGGGUUUAACAAAAGACUAGACCAAUGGGUGACCCAGGACAGAAUAGACAUGUCUUCAGUUGAAUUUCCAAAGAAAAAAAAGCAGAAAGAAGAUCCAAAAAAUAAAAACAUUGCCGCAGAAGAUAUCUAUCGAGUGAAGAACAUAGACACAAUCGAGAUAGGAGAGUAUUCAGUUGACAGCUGGUACUUCUCGCCGUAUCCAAAAAAGAUGAACAAGACAAUUAUUAUAUGUGAGUACUGUCUGUACUACUUCAAUACAAAAGAAGAGCUUGCAUCGCACUUUGCAACAUGCGUGCAUAAAAGGCCACCUGGAAAGCAGAUUUAUCGAAAGGCUGGGAUAUCCUUCUUUGAGCUUGAUGGAAUUGUCCAUAGCAACUACUGCAGGAAUCUUUCGCUUCUGUCCAAGCUAUUUUUAGACCAUAAAACACUUUUCUACGAUAUUGAUGUAUUUCUGUUCUAUGUUAUGUGUAUAUAUAAUCCAAGUGACCCAGAGGAAGCAAGAGAGUACAAAAUAGUUGGGUAUUUCUCAAAGGAGAAGGAGUCCCAGCAUGGAUAUAACAUAGCGUGCCUGCUAGUUUUACCACACUACCAGCGAAAAGGAUAUGGUAAAAUCCUGAUUGACUUCUCGUACUUGCUUAGCAAAAGAGAGAGGGUGGCGGCAUCGCCUGAAAAGCCAUUAAGUGACUUGGGUCUUCUUAGCUACAGAGAAUAUUGGGUAGGCGUCAUAUCACACAUACUGAUAUACAACAGGCUGAUAUCCAUCAAUGGAAUCCGGGACAUGAGCAGCAUAACUGUGGAGGAUAUUAUUCACACUCUGCAGUAUAACAAUAUGCUGGUUUACUACAAUGGCUUGCCCUGCAUAGUUCUAAGAGAUGAGCUAGUUGCUAAAUACAGCGAGCCGAAGGGUGUCCAGCUUGAUCCAGAGUAUCUAUUAUGGGAGGCACAGUAA
Molecule: messenger RNA, 1086 nt
Organism: Nematocida ausubeli
Lineage: Eukaryota; Fungi; Microsporidia
Exons: 1
Coding region: 1-1086 (361 amino acids)
Biological process (GO): regulation of DNA-templated transcription
Molecular function (GO): histone acetyltransferase activity
Source: RefSeq, a predicted model, not a curated record